Coniophora puteana RWD-64-598 SS2 is the source of this 1977-nucleotide messenger RNA. RefSeq names its product subtilisin-like protein. Gene Ontology annotation, biological process: proteolysis. The record is from RefSeq and is a predicted model, not a curated record. The transcript is spliced from 7 exons. NCBI's taxonomy places the organism in Eukaryota, Fungi, Basidiomycota, Agaricomycetes, Boletales, Coniophoraceae. Bases 1 to 1908 code for a protein of 635 amino acids. Gene Ontology annotation, molecular function: tripeptidyl-peptidase activity; serine-type endopeptidase activity.
AUGCGCUCCUUACUCGUCUCGCUCGUUUCGCUCGCCCUCGCCCUCUCCGUGCUUGCAGAGCCCACGCUCUCUCCAUACACGCUACAUGAAAAGCGCGACGCCAUCCCCGCAGGAUGGUCUCGUGAUCGUAAAUACCACGCGACUGCUUCGGUCCCUCUCCGUUUCGCGCUCGCCCAGAACAACAUCGACUCCAUCGGAGACCUUCUCCUCGAUAUUUCUCACCCCGAGUCCGAGAAUUAUGGAAAGCACUGGACCGCCGCCCAAGUUGCCGCCAAGUUCGCUCCCAGUGCCACCUCCGUUGACGCGGUCCGUACCUGGCUCGAGCAGAGCGGUGUCGAACCUCACCGCAUCACCAUCACCCCUUCCAAGGGAUGGAUCGAGGUUUCAUCGACCGUAGAGGAGGCAGAGUCACUCCUCCAGACUGACUACCACGUCUAUGGCCACGAGAGCGGCGCAGAACAGAUCGCCUGCGAGGGCUAUCACCUCCCGGCUCACGUUGCGCCCCAUGUCGACUUUGUCACUCCGACUGUUCACUUUGACGCCAAGAUCAAGCGCGUCAAGCGUGAUGGUCACCAUGCAGCCAUCCCCAUCGGCCAGCCCGGCUUCGGCGCGGGUCCCAAGACCAGCGGUGUUCUCGACAACAUCUUCACUCAACUCGAAGAUUGUGACAAGCAGAUUACGCCUGCCUGUCUCCGCGCCCUCUAUGGCAUUGUCUAUGAUCCCGUCUCGACCAACAACAGCUACGGUAUCGUUGAGUAUACCCCGCAAGCCUACAUUCAGAGCGACCUCGACAGUUUCGCCAAGAACUUCUCUACCGGCCUCGAGGGUGUUUCCCCCAAGCUUGUUUCGAUCGACGGUGGUGUCGACCAGACAUCUUUGAAGAACUUCAGCUACAAUGGCGAAUCCAACCUUGAUCUCCAAUACGGCAUGACACUCGUCACUGCCAAGCAGCCAGUCACGCUCUACCAGGUCGGUGAUAUGAAUUUGGGCGCUUCGUUCAACAACUUCCUGGAUGCACUUGACGGCUCGUACUGCGCGUUCGAAGGCGGUGAUGACCCCAGUCAGGACGGUAUAUAUCCUGACAACGUGCCAGGCGGCUAUGACCAUUCUCAGGAUUGCGGUACAGUCAAACCUGCCAAUGUCAUCUCCACCUCGUAUGGCUACAAUGAGGCUGACCUCACUGCCAAGUAUGCACAACGCCAGUGUGCUGAGUAUGCCAAGCUUGGUAUGAUGGGCGUCACUGUUCUGUAUUCCUCGGGCGAUUACGGUGUAGCGGGUAACGGGGACCUCUGCUUGGACUCAAACGGCAAUCAGACUGCUGAUGGCAAGAUCUUUAACCCGUCUUUCCCGUCAACUUGCCCCUACGUCACCUCCGUUGGCGCUACACAGGUCUCUCCCGGCCAGACCGUGCUUGACCGCGAGAACGCAUGCCAACAGGUCAUUUACUCUGGCGGUGGAUUCAGCAAUUACUUUGCCGUCCCUGAUUACCAGAAGGCUGUCGUUGCGGGCUACCUCGAGAACCACCCACCCCCGUACAGCAAGACUACAUACAACACUACUGGCACAUCCCGCGCGUACCCUGACAUCUCGGCCAAUGGUGCGAACUAUGUUGUCGCCAUCAACGGCAACUACAGCCUUGUCUACGGUACCUCCGCGUCGUCACCCGUUGUUGGUGCCAUCAUCACGCUCAUCAACGAUGCUCGCAUUGCCAUGGGCAAGAGCCCGGUCGGAUUUAUCAACCCAACGAUUUACUCGAGCGAGUUCCAGUACGCUUGGAAUGAUGUGACGAACGGCACGAACCCCGGCUGCGGCACUGUUGGCUUUAGCUCUGCGCCUGGUUGGGACCCUGUCACUGGCUUGGGGACGCCCAACUUCCCUGCUUUGCUGGCUAAGUGGCUUGAUCUGUAAUCGCCACUGUUGCCUCACUUUGCGACUACAUUAUUUUUAUUCAUGACGGGAGGGAUCCAAGAAUUCACG